AUGAGAUUAGAUCUCGCAGUCGCCGCGCUGACGCUGCUCGCGCCCGCGUGGGCCGCCGCCGUGGAACCCGGUCUCCACGGCUCCGACGUCGCAUUCCUCGCCCCCAAAUCCGAGCGCGACAACACCCAGCAGGACGAGAAGCUGUGGAAGCGCAAGGGCGGUGGUGGCGGCGGCGGCGGUCGCGGCGGAGGCUCUUCUUCAGGUGGGUCCCGGUCGGGAGGUGGCAGUCGCUCCGGCGGCUCCAAAUCCGGUUCUGGUUCUUCAGGAUCAAGCUCAUCAAAAGGCGGUUCAUCAGGUGGCUCAAAAAGUGGUGGUAGCAGCAGUGGUGGUUCCAGGUACAGACCCCCGUCUUCUUCCCCUUCUUCGUCAACCGGACGGUGGAGGUGGCCGUUCUCGGGCAGAAGCAGAAGCAGCAGACAGCAGACUAACACGAAAUCAAGCACAUCGAGAGGCGGUUCUCGCGAUAGCUCUGGGGGAUCGACAAGGACGGGAAGUGGACCGGUCCCAGCAUACGGCGGUGGCAGAUACUAUGGCGGCGGCGCGACGGUGCCCUACUCGGCCGGCGCAAGGAGGGGCAACAUGGUGCCAUUCCUGCUCGUCGGUGGUGCCCUGGCCUUCUGGCCUGGUCUUUGGCUCGGCGCGCACAUGUAUCCCUACAGCCACCCGUACCGGUACUACAACGAGACAGCCCGCCAGAACCAGACGAAGCCGGUGCUGUGCGGUUGCCAAGAGUAUCAGCCCUGCGGUUGCGACGAGAACAACAGCACCGAGUACAUGAACUCGCUCCUCGGCAACGGCAGCUAUGCCGCGCUGAACAAGUCCGUGGUCAACAUUGGCGAGUACAACGGCAACGAGACAAUCCUCAUCAACGGCUCCCUGCCCAACGGCACAACCGCUGCCGGCGGUUCCGACGAGGUCGGCUCCGCUGCCUUCCGCACCGCUGUGGAGACACUCGGCUUCUGGCCCGUUGUUGUGGUUGUUCUCGCUACCGUCUUCGCGGCAUAA
This is a messenger RNA of Colletotrichum abscissum, 1005 nucleotides long. RefSeq lists its product as uncharacterized. The transcript has a single exon. NCBI's taxonomy places the organism in Eukaryota, Fungi, Ascomycota, Sordariomycetes, Glomerellales, Glomerellaceae. The coding region runs from base 1 to 1005 and encodes 334 amino acids. The record is from RefSeq and is a predicted model, not a curated record.